Molecule: messenger RNA, 2658 nt
Organism: Dictyostelium discoideum AX4
Lineage: Eukaryota; Evosea; Eumycetozoa; Dictyosteliales; Dictyosteliaceae
Gene: tgrC5
Product: IPT/TIG domain-containing protein
Exons: 2
Coding region: 1-2658 (885 amino acids)
Cellular component (GO): membrane
Source: RefSeq, a predicted model, not a curated record
AUGGAACAGAAAAUAAUAAUUCUAUUUUUAUUUUUGUUCUCAAUUUUUAAAUUAGGAUAUUCAGUGAAACCAUCACCAAUUGAUGUAAUAUAUGAAGAUAAAUCAUUUACAUUUAUUUUUAAUAGUAAUCUCCCAUAUUUUACCCGUUUAAUUUUAUAUCAAAACCAAACAACACCCAGAAAUGAAAUGGCACCAAAUUAUUUUGAUUGUAGCCUAGUUGUUGCUAAUAAGAGACAUUGUUUAUUCCAUUCAGAUGAGCCAUUCUCAAGACUAUGGGGUAGUAUUUACAGUAAGAUAUGUGCAAGAAAUGUAUCAAGUCCAGUAGAGGAUUGUUCAUUAAGGGUUUCAGCUUUGGAUUUUUAUCCAUUACCAUCUAAUUUGAAAUAUAGUAAAAAACCAAAAACGUCUGGGGAAGAUAUAAUAAUUACUGGUUCAUAUUUAAGAUUCAUGGGUGGUCCUAAUUUCCUUAUAAAUUCCUUUGAUUUUGAUAAUCCUUUUAUUGUUAAAGGUAAUUUCUCUGAUCCAUCUUUUGACUGUAAUUAUCUUACUGUAACUAUUCCACCAGGAUCUGGAAAGUGUGAAUUGUACUAUGAUGAAACUGGUUUAUUUUCUGUCCCAUUUUCAUACGAAUCACCUAAAAUAUCAAGUACUGUUUCUAACUUAUCAAAACAAAUAUUAGUAAUUAAUGGUGAUAACUUCUUUACAAAUAAAAACUUGGUUAGGGUUUCUUUUGAUGGUAUUAAUCAACCCAAUUUUAUUAUUUCAGUAAAUCAUACACAAAUUCAAGUGAAUAACUUUAAUAGAGUCGACCCUGGCCCAAUGUCUGUUAAUGUAUCUGUCGAUGGUAUCUCAAUUGAAAACAAUUAUAUUCAUUGUUCCCCAGCAAUAAUAACAUCAAUAUCAUCAGUAUCAAAUCAUUUGGGUGGUACUGUAACAAUUAAAGGUGAAAAAUUAUCUUCAACUUUAAAUUCAUCAUUGACUCCAUCGAUUACAAUUGGUGAUAAAAAGUGUAUAUUUAUUAGAUCAAAAAUAACCGAAUUGGAAUGUCGAUUGGAUCCAAAUGAAUAUGGUGGUAAGAGUUUAUCAGUUGACGUUAAUUUCGGUGGUUGUAGUUCAACAAGUCCUAAUGGCGUAUCAUUUACAUAUAAUUUUCCCACAUUAUCAAGUGGAUCAUAUUCAAAUGGUAUCGUUACAUUAAUUGGUACAAAUCUUGGUACAAAUAAAGAAUCACUCAUUCAAUUAUAUGGUAAUGAAAUAAACGAUAAUAUAAGUAUUGACCAAUUUAAUGUAUCAUCAGAUGAAAAGACUUUAUCAUUUAAAUUACCUCUUUUAAGAUGUAAAUCAUUUAAUAUUAAACUCACUCGUUCAAAUAUUUCCUCAAAUACACUUUCAAUUUCUGCAUCAUUAAUAAUAAAUGUAAUAAGUAGAUCAACAGUAUCAAAUGGAACAUUAAAUAUUGAAAUAUAUUAUAUGGAUUGUCAAGUAAGUUCAUCACCAAGUAUUACUGUUGGUAAUUCAUUUUCACCCACACAAUGUUCGAUACCAUUACAAUCUUUAACAUCUGGUUACUAUGAAACAACAUGUCCAACACCAUAUGGUACUGGUAUUAACAAACAAUUCUUAUUCAAAUUAAACUCAGAGACAGUGAGUGAUGAAUUUUCAUAUGCUCUCCCAACAGUCCAGAAUAGUAAAAUUUCUCAAGGUAAUAUAACAUUUCAUGGUAACAAUUUCGGUAAUUCAACAUCAUUAGUUCAAGUAUAUUUAAAUGGUAGUGAUAUUACAUCAGAAAUUCUAGAAUUGGAAGAUCAUCAAUUUACUAUUAAAAAAUUGGAUUCAUUUGAAAAUGGUCCAAUUAAUAUUACUGUAGAUGGCAAUAAUAUGGAGUUAUUAUUUAAUUUAAAAUUACCACCUGUCAUUUAUGGUAUAACAAAUAAAGAUAAUAAAGCAAUUGCUUGUGGAGGUCUUAUCACAAUUUCUGGUAAAAAUUUAUUGACAAGUGACAAUGAAUUCAAAGUUAAGGUAUUUGCAAAUAAAAGAAAUACUACAGUAAUUGUUCAAGAUGAAAAGAUAUUAAUAGUUAGAGAUGAAAGUAAAGAAAGCCCACUCUUUGUUUCAACAUUGAUUGGAGAUGAUUUAGGACCAAAUGCAAUAUUGACAUAUUUAGAACCAAAGAUUACAGUAAUUCCACCUAUUAAAAUUAAAAAAGAAGGGAUUUCAAUAAGAGUGGGUGGCGUUAGUUUUCCAGGUAUUUUUAAUGCUGGCUUAGCACUUUCAUCAGAAAAUGUUUCUCUUUCAUGUAAUUUACAAUGUAGUUUAUCACCAAAUGAAAUAUUAUAUUACAGUGAUCAAAACUUAAGUUCAAGUGAAACUGAUAUUACAGAUAGUACUGAUUGUUUAUCUUGCCAUUCAAAUUCAUCUGUUGAUGAAAUAUCAGGACUUUUAUAUCUCCAAUUAGGCUCAACAUCAUUUAAUUACGAUGUUAAAAUUGAAAAAGUUAAAUUAUCACUAUCACCAUCACCAUCAAACGGUUCUGAAAGAAAUAGCAAUUCAUCCAAACUAUCAGGUGGUGCAAUUGCAGGUAUUACAAUUGGUUGUGUCGCUGCCGUUGGUCUCUUUGUUUUUCUCUUUGGUUUUGUCUUUAUUAAAAAAGCUCGCUGA